This is a messenger RNA of Aspergillus steynii IBT 23096, 684 nucleotides long. Its product is annotated as putative transcription initiation factor TFIID, 31kD subunit. Gene Ontology annotation, biological process: DNA-templated transcription initiation; RNA polymerase II preinitiation complex assembly. Lineage: Eukaryota; Fungi; Ascomycota; Eurotiomycetes; Eurotiales; Aspergillaceae. The transcript has a single exon. Gene Ontology annotation, cellular component: SAGA complex; transcription factor TFIID complex. The record is from RefSeq and is a predicted model, not a curated record. Gene Ontology annotation, molecular function: transcription coactivator activity; RNA polymerase II general transcription initiation factor activity; protein heterodimerization activity. The annotation marks the transcript as partial.
AUGGCUUCACCAACCCAGCCGACCGGCGCACCAUCCACCCAACCACUCACACCCCCCGCCGAACCCUCCUCCGCGCACACAUCCCAACAACAACCCCAACAACCACCCACAACCAACGGCGCACCCACGCACCCAACAACCACAUCAACCACCCUCCCCGCCCAACCCUCCCAACCGACCCAAAUCCCCUCGACAUCCCUCAAAGACUCCGGCAAAUCACGCCGCCCCCGCGAUGUCCGCCUCAUCCACAUGGUUCUCGCCUCUCUCGGCGUAACCUCGUACCAGGAGCGCGUGCCCCUCCAGCUCCUCGACUUCGCAUACCGCUACACCUCCAGCGUGUUCCACGACGCGGUGCACCUCGCGACAGAAGGCUACGUGGGCGCCGUGGACGCCUCGGGGGCCGGCGCCGCCGCGAAAGGCGCCGACGUCAACGGCGUCUCGCUCCCUGCGCUGCGGCUGAGCAUCGCCUCCAGACUGCACUACCAGUUCCAGACGGGCCUGCCGAAGGAGUUUCUGCUGGAUGUCGCGGCGGAGAGAAAUCGGGUUACCUUGCCGGGGGCGACGCGUGGGUUCGAUGCCGGGCAGCAGGCGAAUAAGCCCGCGGCGAAUCAGAGUGUUUUGAUGGGCGGGAUGAGGCUGCCGCCGGAGAGGUUUUGUUUAACCGGGACCGGGUGGAAUAUGAAG